AUGAAUCCUUUACAAUCACAACAAAUCGAACAACAUUCACAAACUGCUAUCGAAUGUCAACCAUCAAUUUCAAUAAAUAAUAAUGAUAUAGGUAGAAAAACUGAAAAUAAUAAUGAUGAUCAAGCAAAUAUACGUCGUCGUGCGCCAACAAGACAUUCAAUCAAGUCAUUACCCGGUCGAAAAACAUUAUCAAGACAAGCUUCAGUAAAUGAGUAA
Molecule: messenger RNA, 216 nt
Organism: Rotaria sp. Silwood2
Lineage: Eukaryota; Metazoa; Rotifera; Eurotatoria; Philodinida; Philodinidae
Source: the annotation of a GenBank genome assembly